This is a messenger RNA of Capsicum annuum, 2109 nucleotides long. RefSeq names its product probable serine/threonine-protein kinase At1g01540. Gene Ontology annotation, molecular function: protein kinase activity; ATP binding. The record is from RefSeq and is a predicted model, not a curated record. Gene Ontology annotation, biological process: protein phosphorylation. The coding region runs from base 357 to 1862 and encodes 501 amino acids. NCBI's taxonomy places the organism in Eukaryota, Viridiplantae, Streptophyta, Magnoliopsida, Solanales, Solanaceae. The transcript is spliced from 8 exons.
UAACAAUAUUAAUACUAAUUAGACUGGCAGUAAAAAAAGAAAAAAGAGUGAGGGAGAGAUUCUCACACGCACUCUCUCCUGCUCACUUCUCUUUGUCUAAUAUUCACCGGAAAUCCAAGAAUCCGACUUUAAUUUCGCCGGAAAAUCAAGAAUCUAACUUUAAUCUCGCCGGCAAACUCCCAUUUCAAGUUUCCGAUAAACCCAUUUCACCACCAAGUAAAACCAAGAUUCCGAUCAGAUAUGUCGCCGGAAAUACACAUUCAGAAACCACACUCAUUCAUUAUUCCCCUUUGAUAGUUUUACUCAUCAUAUAUUAUUGGAUGCAGUGAAGUGGAUUUUGUUUACUGAAGAAGAAAAUGUCUGUGUAUGAUGCGGCGUUUGUGAACAGUGAGUUAUCAAAGAACACUUCGAUUUUUGGAUUGAAAUUGUGGGUGGUUAUUGGGAUAUUUGCCGGAGCUGUAUUUGUUCUCAUACUCUUUCUUCUAUCACUGUGUAUCACCGCCUCUCGCCGCCGCACUACCACCCAGAAUGGCAAACUCCACCGCCCUAUCAAGUCUGAGCUCAGCCCAGUUGUAUCGAAGGAAAUCCAAGAGAUUGUUCACCAUGACCCCGCCCCAGAUCACCGCCCCAUUGUCCCUCAGGCAGUGCCAGAAAUACAGAUCGACAUGGGGAAGGUGGAGCACAGAGUGGUGUUUUCAGACAAGAUUCCUGGGGCAUCAAGUGGUGAGAGUAGGGCGACUAGUGGAGCUGAAACGGGGUCAUUAGGGAAUAGUGGGCAAUUGCCAGAAGUGUCGCAUUUAGGGUGGGGUAGGUGGUAUACGCUGAGAGAGCUCGAGGCUGCCACUAAUUAUUUGUCGGAUGAGAAUGUGAUAGGAGAAGGUGGGUAUGGGAUUGUGUAUCAAGGUGUCUUGACUGAUGGCACCAGAGUAGCUGUUAAAAAUCUCUUGAAUAACAGGGGUCAAGCAGAGAAGGAGUUUAAAGUGGAGGUGGAAGCUAUUGGGCGUGUAAGACACAAGAAUCUUGUGAGGCUGCUUGGCUACUGUGUUGAAGGAGCUUACAGGAUGCUUGUCUAUGAGUAUGUAGAUAAUGGAACUUUGGAGCAAUGGCUUCACGGAGAUGUUGGGGAUGUUAGUCCUUUGACAUGGGAUAUCAGAAUGACUAUAAUAGUGGGAACAGCAAAAGCUUUAGCCUAUCUUCAUGAGGGUCUGGAACCUAAAGUUGUUCAUCGAGAUGUAAAAUCCAGCAACGUUCUCCUCGAUCGCCAGUGGCAUCCAAAGCUGUCAGAUUUUGGACUUGCUAAACUCCUCAAUGCAGAGAGGAGUUAUGUGACAACUCGUGUAAUGGGAACAUUUGGUUAUGUUGCACCAGAAUAUGCUUGUACCGGCAUGCUUAAUGAGAAGAGUGACAUUUAUAGCUUUGGAAUACUUAUCAUGGAGAUAAUUACUGGGAGGACUCCUGUUGAUUAUAGUAGACCACAAGGCGAGAUUAAUUUGGUGGAGUGGUUAAAAAUGAUGGUUGGAAAUCGAAAAUCCGAGGAAGUGGUUGAUCCUAAGUUGCCUGAAAUGCCUUCUUCAAAAGCACUCAAGCGUGCUCUUUUGGUUGCUCUUCGGUGUGUUGAUCCUGAUGCUCAAAAGAGGCCUAAAAUGGGACACAUUAUCCACAUGCUAGAGGCCGAUGAACAGCUGGUUCGCGAUGAACGUCGUAUUGGGAGAGAAAGAGAAUCGUCUAAUUCUCACCGUGACUACAAGCAAGACAACCAAGCUGGUCCCAAGUUACCCAGAAAACAAUAUGGUGAUGGAGCAUCAGAAACUAGUGAAGGAGACAGUAGUAGAAACCAUAAUAUGCCGGCUAGUUGGAGAUAAAAUUAAAAAAAUAAAAUAUAUGAUAAAAAAUAUUUAUAUAUUUUAAAUGCUUAUGCAAUUCUUUCUGUUCUUUAUGUAAUUCUUUUUCACUAACCUGCUUAAUGAUUUCUAUACUAUUCUUUUCCUCCCUUGCAAUUUUCUUGUUUAGGUAAUUUAUCCUAUAUUGUUCACAUACUCAAGUUCACUUGUAAUCUUCAUCAUAUUUUUUUAAUAAUUUUCAAUAGAAGUCACAUAUUUCAAUCUUCCA